AUGAAGAAGCAUCAUCCUCCUCACCACUCCGUGCAGGGCACCUUCAGCAGGCUCUUCGGCAGGAAGCAUGCCCAGGGUGCCGCCGCCGCCUCGCUCUUCGCCACCAACCCGCCCUGGAUCUUCGCCCAGGAGGUCACCUCCGAGAGCGCUGGUGGCACCGGUGACGUGAUUGAAGUGUAUUAUGGCGAUAACCGCUUUGGUACAAUGACCGAUUCUGGAACGGCGACGCUUAAGCCUCGUCCGAGAGUGCGACCGCUGCUGACGUUCCUGCCCCUCAGAGUGAUAGUGCAACCGUCCUGCUCGUGGCGUAGGACCGAGGAGGCGAUGCAGCAGGGGUCCGUAGAGGGGCUGAUGGAUGGUGCCGGCCCGACACAGCUGCGCUUAUCACUUUAUGACCAUGAAAGUGACGUGAUUGAAGUGUAUUAUGGCGAUAACCGCUUUGGUACAAUGACCGAUUCUGGAACGGCGACGCUUAAGCCUCGUCCGAGAGUGCGACCGCUGCUGACGUUCCUGCCCCUCAAUGCCCAGGAGUCCCAUGGGGUGGCUGUGCCAACGCCGUCUGUGCCUGAAGACUUUGAAGAAAAAGGAGCUCUGGGCUCCAGCUCCCAGAUGAAUGGGAACUACCGGCUGUACAGCUCUGUCGGAGACCUGCGCCCACAGGCAUCGGAGGGGGAGUACCUGGACGAAGACAUCCCACCGCCGCCAUCGGUGGCCCAACCACCGCCGCCGGCACCUGCAUCACCACCACCGCCACCCCCAAUGGCACCUGUGACACCAACACCACCCAAGAUAGUGGUGCCCCCGCCGCCCGCCAUGGCACCCCCGCUGCCACCAGCAUCUGCCUCAUCCUCCCCUGGGACACCGGCCCCUCCAGACUUCAUACCCCCAGCACCACCAGCGGCCCCCUUCUCUGCAAGCAUCUCCAAAUGGAAAUCAGAGACCGUGCUCAACACAAGGCAGGCGGAUGCGGAGGGGCCAGUGCGUCCCACUGAGACCGGGGUGCCAGCAGUCCCUGGCCAGGAAAGCCUGCAGCCCAAGCCCUGCCCUGAGCCGCACCUGACCUUCCCCCGGUCAUUCAAAGUACCUCCUCCAGCCCCAGCCAGGUCUUCCUCCAUCCCAGUGCAGGAGCCGGAUGCCCUGGCGAAGGAGGAGCCCUUCCCUAAGCAGCCUCGCACCCGGCCACCACUCCCACCGUGCUUCACCAUCCGACCUGCAGCCAAGGUGCAUGCAACUGGAGACGCUGAGCAGAAGAGUGCUGUGUUGAGGAAGCCCAUUGCGAAGCCGGCUGUGCCGGUCACCCAGCCUCCAAGCCCAAGGCCAGGGUUAGCACCUGGCAGAGGGACUAAUUCUGCUGAUCGCCAGCCCCUGCCACCAGACUCCAACUCAGAGAAGGUUCCUCAGCCAAAAAAGGGUGAGAAUGACUCAUCUCCAAAGUCUGAAAUUCUUACUGCAAAUGAUCUGGACCUUCCCCCUCCAGAUUAUCCCUCCUUGGAUGAGGACUGGAAAGAGGCCAGCAACCUGAACAGGCUGAAACACGAACUUGUGGCCCUCCUGUCCUCUUCCAAGCGGGAGGAGCAGCAGGUGGAUAGACCAGUAAUUCCCCAGCCCGUGAACAGUGUUACUGAUUGUGCUGGCAGUGACAGGAUCAGCUCUGAUAGAUCCAAGCUCACUAAACCUGUUGGGAAGGACUCAUGGUUACCUAAGGGAGGGGAAAGUGAGAAAAGAGAGAUCUGUAUCAGCACGGCCUCUGCUAAAGAGAGCUCCUCCAAUGCAGUUCUUCCAGCUCCAGAGAACAAACCCACCAACUUGCAACUCAACAGCGUUAUGAAAAUCAGGAAUGAGCUGGAGGCCAUGCUGUCCCUGAAGAAAGAAGGAAAACCUUCCUUGGGACUUGGCAGCCAGAAGCAGAGUCUGGAGAACUGCAGUGGCUCCAUAUGUUCAGGUACAGGCCAUGAUGAACCUGGUGGUUCCCUGCUGCCAAAACCUGUUCCGGGUCAGGUCCAACCCCUGGCUGCAGCAGUGGAGGAUGAGAAGGUGCAGGAGGAUCACCAGGUGCCUGCUGCCCCCUCAGCUAGUGAUGCUUUGGAGUAUGUAAACCCUGUCCCCAAGCCCAUGUCCCCCAGUAGCAGCCUGAACACCUCAAACCAACCUCAGAAACCAAAGGAUGAGCUCCCAGUCUUGGCUUCCCCUUUGCCCUCCUCUCCAGAGAUGCUCUCACCCAUGCAAAGCUCAGCACCACAGUCUGAUGUGUCCCUAUUCCAGUACAAAACCCACCGGGCCAGGGCCGACUUGACGGACCAGCUGGGUGCUGCAAGCUCGGACGAAAACAGUGAUGGAAAAGGUGUGGGUCUGCACCCUGCUGAGAGCACACCUGUACCCUCAGAGCCACUGGGCUCCUUGAGAGUGGGCCAAGAUGAUGUACUGAUCCACCCUGUCACGGGUGAGAAGGUGGAGAAGGGCUCCCCCAUGGCUCUGCUCCUGGCUGCGAAGCAGCGAGCACAGAGAGGUCGGCACACUCCCUCCCGGCAAGGCAGCAACAUGGGUGAGAAGCCACAGGUUAAGGUACCUCAGAAACCCAAUAGCGCUGUGUUGGAAAUGGCCUCCACCAGCUUUUACCGUGAUGAGUCCAAGCCUUAUUCCUUUACAGUGGUACCCCGGUCCCCCCGGACAGCUGUCCUUGGCCAAACAGGAGAUGGGUUGUCCAAGACAAGCUCCACUGUUGCUGGCAGUGCCACGGGCUUGGCAGGAUCUGGGCAGAGGCAGAGCAAACCACCAUCCUUCUCCAGCUCUUCUGAGCAAAGCUGGACGGCACAGAAGCCAAGCAAGGAGGAUCCUGAGAGCUUCCUGAGGCACCGAAGGGCAGCCACCUCCAACUUAGUGCAAGGCCUCCUGGAGUCAAGCCAGCCGAAACAUCCAGACCUGCCGAACAGCAGUGCCCCGCUGCCCUGUGGUCUAGCAUCCAACAAGGAAGAGAAGAACGGGGAAAUAAUGGAUUAUGAAAUUAUCCCCCCUCCACCAGAGUUCAGCAAUAAUGUGGACGAUGCUGAGGACGCUUCUCUGAACAGAGAAGCCAGCCACAAAUGUCCCACCUUCCCUGACUACAGCCCAACUUUGGAAACACCACAGUACUUCAGGUGGCCUAGCCAUGGCUACAGAAGGAACUAUGAUCUGCCUUCCCAAGGGUCCUCAGAAGAAAGCAGAAAGAAUAGUGACUUUGUUCCUCAGUAUCCAGAUUGCAGCACCUCUGCAAGUUACUUCAGUCACUACCCGAAUAACCGCCCACUGAUCAAAAAGCGUCUGUACAUGUCUGAGCCUGACCGGUCCUACCCGAGAGCAGCUGCAGCCUCCCGGGGUAUUGGCACGCUCACAUCCUACAGCCCUGGCACUGGGGGGUUUGGCUCCCCGGCCACGGAGGGGAUGCGCCGGGUCAGCUCUGCCCACCGGAGCACCCCAGGGAGCACCCAGGGCAGGAGGAUGGCUGCAGAAACGCCUGGGAAAACUGCGCCUUAUAGCAAUGCCAGCAGCGAUGCCAAGUACAAGGGGCAGAAUGGGGAUUAUUUGCCUACCAGCAUGGCAGCAGCCAGCAGACCUGCCCAUGGCAAUGCACAGUACGGUGCACCCACAAACACCUUCACGGUCAGGCCUGGGACACGGCAGCCCAUCUCUUACGUGUACCAGAACAGCCAUCGAUAGGCUUGUCCAGAGGGCUGCUCUGCUGCUUUCGUGUUUAUGCUGGGAAGAUGCUAAAAUGCACCUGGGUGGAUCUUCUCCUUCUCUGCGGGCACCAGUAACUAUCCCAACCCAGGCUUGUGAACACACCACUUGUAAACUACUGACGGUGGAGGUGGGGAGUGAAUCAGGGACUUGGACUCUUCUCAAAAGACUGUCAUGGAGCAUAGUUACUGCAGAGGACCAGCUGCUGUGCUGUUACGUGAGCAAGCACGUUUUUUUCUCCUCUUUUCCCCCCUACCCCAAAGUAUUAUUUUCAAAACUGCAGCCUAAUAGGUCUCCUAAGAAGAAAGUGAAAAAAGCAUCCCUGGCUCUCUUUAAAGAGCAUAACUACUGAAGAGGUUUUUUCAUGGUUUUUAACUGGUUUGAACGCUACAUGCUCAGGAGUAGGGAGAAACCAAUUGGAAGACGUGCAUAACGGAAGCAAACCAGCCUGUUUCUGACUCUAGGGGAAUUAUAAGAAGAGUGUGAGACCAAUUGGAUAGAAGAUAGUUUAGGAUGUCCAGGUUCUAAUCUCUGCUGCCAU
Struthio camelus australis is the source of this 4255-nucleotide messenger RNA. NCBI's taxonomy places the organism in Eukaryota, Metazoa, Chordata, Aves, Struthioniformes, Struthionidae. The record is from RefSeq and is a predicted model, not a curated record.